Messenger RNA from Symbiodinium natans, 843 nucleotides. NCBI's taxonomy places the organism in Eukaryota, Dinophyceae, Suessiales, Symbiodiniaceae. The record is from the annotation of a GenBank genome assembly.
AUGGCGGCUUAUGACAUCUCGCCCGUGUCAGCAGGGACAGAUGUUGCUGCCUACAGCCGGGAUUCUGUGCAGCUCUUGGUCAACAAGCUGUUCGCGCUUCCCAGAACGAAGGGUGAUGAGGGGACGAUGGUUUCACUGCCCAUGGAGGAAGUUUUCCGCUUGCCCCGGUCGAAGCCGGUGCCAAAAGAGAAGGCGAAGACCAGGUGGGAGAAGUUCAUGGAGGAGCGGAAUAUGAAGAAGCGGAAGCGGAGUCGGCUGGUUUGGGACGAGGUCGAAGGGGAUUGGAAACCUCGUUGGGGUUACAAGAGCAUCAAGAAAUCCCAGGACAAGGCGAACUGGGUGCACGAGGUUGGCCAGCAUGAGGAUCCCAACGAGAAUCCUUUCGAUAAAGCCAAGGCAGAACAGAGGCUGUUGAAAGCACGUCAGAAGAUGCGGGAAGUUCGAAACCAAGUGGAAGCUGCAGGAGGCAAGCUGCGCGCGAGCGUGCCAGACCUCGUUGGCAGCCAGAAGAGGGGGAAGGAUGGCUUGAGAGAGGCAGUCAAACGAGCGCAGGUGUCGUCCGCCUCCUUCGGGAAGUUUGACAGGACGGCACCCAACGAGGCGACAAACCUGCAGCCCAAGCGCAAGAAGGGAACUGCGCCUGUCAGCGGCGAUGCUGAGAAGGACAGUUACCUCAAGACAGUAGGUCGAGUGCUCUCUGGCGACGGCUACCUCGACAAAAACAAGGCGGCGAAGGUAGGCGUGACGCGUGAACGCCGCAAUGAUGCGCGUUCCAACGCGGCUGCGCAAAGCAAGAAGCGGCGCAGUAAGCAGGGCGGGGGGAGGAAGAAGGGCCGACGCUGA